AUGUACAGGCCAGGGGCGUCGUCAGUGGUUCAUCUUGGGCUCUUCCUUAGGCGGCCCCAAGAAGCGAAGUCGGCGACGCAGCGUGGCUUCCCCGUGGCGCAGACCAUUGGCGGGGAGAGGAGAUGGCUCCAACUAGGGCGUGUGGCGCCGCGCAGCUGCUCGGAGAAGGGGCCGAGCGGAACCCCGCGGCAUCGCGCGGAGAAUAGGCGCGAGGCGGCCGGCGCUCGAGCUCUGCUGGCUGCUAGUGCUAGAGCAGGACGGCUCCGCGGCGGCGCUGGACGGCUGGAGAAGUCAGGAUCAGGAAGGUUGCGCCAGGAUUGGGAAUCGGCGACUCCGCGGCGCCGGCGCGAAUGCAGAGCAGGCGGCGCCGCCCCGGGUCGAGGGAGAGUGGCCACUGGCCACGAGCCCACGAGUCCAGGAUGCCGGGCUGCCUGUUGGUCCAUCAAAAUUCUUUUAGGCCGGUUCUGGGCCUGUACGAGCUACCGUGUGGGCCUGACACUGGCGCUGGGGAUUGACCAAGAGAGACUCCACUGCCAAAAAGUCCAUUUUUGUGUUUUUUUAUAUUGA
This is a messenger RNA of Miscanthus lutarioriparius, 567 nucleotides long. NCBI's taxonomy places the organism in Eukaryota, Viridiplantae, Streptophyta, Magnoliopsida, Poales, Poaceae. The record is from the annotation of a GenBank genome assembly.